This is a messenger RNA of Protopterus annectens (West African lungfish), 348 nucleotides long. Its product is annotated as syncollin-like. Gene Ontology annotation, biological process: exocytosis. The transcript has a single exon. Lineage: Eukaryota; Metazoa; Chordata; Ceratodontiformes; Protopteridae. The record is from RefSeq and is a predicted model, not a curated record. The coding region runs from base 1 to 348 and encodes 115 amino acids. Gene Ontology annotation, cellular component: secretory granule membrane.
AUGGCACAGUGUCCUGCUCCAAGUGACCUAAAAGAUGCAGAUGGAGUGAAGCUCUGUGCAAGAAUGUUUGAACACAGCCAUUACUAUAAUGACCAGUCCUGUGGUGGGGCUCAGUUAGAUGUACGAAAAGAAGACGAUAUGCCCUACAUGCCCAAAGGAUGGAACAACAGGGCCUCUUCUUUGGUGGUAUCUAGUCGCUGUGAACUGAGAGUCUGGUCCAGAUCCCCAAAAGUAGGAAAUAAUCGCAAAUUCACCAGCGGCACAUACUACCAGCUGAAGGAUUACCGUUUAGGUCUCUUUGGCAACUGGAAUGAUGCUAUCUCCUCCUACUUUUGCUCAUGCACAUAA